Molecule: messenger RNA, 1948 nt
Organism: Tarenaya hassleriana
Lineage: Eukaryota; Viridiplantae; Streptophyta; Magnoliopsida; Brassicales; Cleomaceae
Product: probable pectinesterase/pectinesterase inhibitor 16
Exons: 3
Coding region: 67-1677 (536 amino acids)
Biological process (GO): cell wall modification
Molecular function (GO): pectinesterase activity; pectinesterase inhibitor activity
Source: RefSeq, a predicted model, not a curated record
CAAAACACAUAAUUCUCUACCACACCCUCCAUCUCUCACGUAUCAUCAAAGCUUUUAACGUAGAAAAUGGCAAGCAUUUCAAGUCAACCAAUUCCAAGAAAAUCACCAUUAAUACUUCUUCUCAUCACAAAUCUCUUGUGUCUUAAUGAUUUCGCUGUGUCCGAAUCCAAUCCCUCGCCCUCUCACUUCUCAAGAUUCUCAAGACAGCCAACUCACAAUGCUCAUGACGAACAUGAAUCCGAAGGGCCAUCAAGAAUCGGACACAACAAGAACAUGAAGAAAGAGUUCUAUACGUUGGUCCAAGAAAGCAUGAACCGGGCUAUAUGGGCUCGUUCUCUUGCCCUCAAUCUCACCAUCUCUCGCCGAACCGCUCCGACCCACGUGGUAGAUCCAGCCAACGAUUGUCGAGAACUACUCGACGACACACUCGACAUGUUGUCUCGCAUCUUCGAUGGCCGCGGACACAGUGACGAGGACGACGUCCAUACGUGGCUAAGUGCGGCUCUCACGAAUCAAGAGACCUGCAAGCAGAGUCUCCAAGAAAAGUCAAAGUUCCAUAACCACGACACAACCAUGGACUUCGUCUCGAGAAACCUCAGCAGUCUACUGACCAACUCUCUCGAUCUUUUCGUGUCAGCCAAGGCUAAGGGUCGCCGGAAAUUGUUGUCGGAGAAUUUUCCGGCGUGGGUUUCUUCCUCCACGCGAAAGCUUCUAGAAGCUCCGGUGGAGGAGCUGAGGGUCCACGCGGUGGUAGCGACAGACGGGAGUGGGACCCACAGGAGCGUCGGAGAGGCGCUGACGUUGGCGGCGUCGUUGGCGGGGAGUGGCACAAGCGUAAUUCACGUGAAAGCGGGGACGUAUAAUGAGCACAUCAACAUCCCGACCAAGCAGAAGAACGUUAUGUUGGUUGGAGAUGGAAAGGGCAAGACGGUCAUUGUAGGUAGCAGGAGUAACCGGGGUGGUUGGACUACUUAUCAAUCUGCCACUGUCGCUGCGAUGGGAGACGGGUUCAUAGCUCGGGACAUAACGUUCGUGAACAGUGCCGGUCCGAACGCGGGACAAGCGGUGGCGCUACGAGUCGGGGCGGACAGAGCGGUGGUGUACCGUUGCUCGGCGGAAGGUUACCAGGACACACUUUACACGCACUCGAAGCGGCAAUUCUACCGGGAAACAGACAUUUCGGGCACCGUCGACUUCAUCUUCGGCAACUCCGCCGCCGUGUUCCAGAGCUGCAACAUAAUGGCUCGUAAACCUCUCUCCGGACAGAACAACUUCGUCACGGCUCAGGGACGCAUCAGUUCUAAUCAGAACACCGGUCUAUCCAUCCACAACUGCAGAAUUGGAGCCGCCGAGAGUCUGGGCGGGUCGAAAACGUACCUGGGUCGGCCAUGGAAGCAGUACUCGAGGACGGUGGUCAUGCAAUCUUUCAUCGACGGCUCGAUCCACCCAUCCGGUUGGUCACCGUGGUCCGGCAGUUUCGCCCUUAACACCUUGUUCUACGGUGAGUACGGAAACUCCGGUCCCGGGUCUUCCGUUUCGGGUCGGGUCAAGUGGUCUGGGUACCACCCCUCUCUGACGCUGGCCGAGGCUCAAGGCUUCACAGUUUCAGGUUUCAUCCAAGGCAAUAUGUGGUUGCCUUCUACGGGCGUCUCCUUCGACUCGGGGCUUGUGAAGUGAUUUGGUUGUUUACAAUUAAUUUUAAAAAAAAAUCAAUUAUACUGAUUAUAGUUGACUUUUGAUUAAGCUAAAGAUUGUGGUAAAUAAAUGGAAAUAAUUGUCUAUUAUUGAAAAAUGUUACGUUUUUACUGCAUGCGUCGCUUUUUUUUUUUUUUUUGUUGUUCUUAUUUGUCGACAAGUUUUACCUGUUUGUUAUGUUUUAUUUUCUAUUUUUUUUUUGUUGGUGUUGGAGAUGAUACUCCCUAAUAAAACUUGAACUCGUCACAGCUUU